UACCGAUCGAUAAGGAAGAUGGCGGGGAAUUCGAACAGCCUGUUGCCUGAUCCGACCAGUGAUCUGCACUGGAAUGAUUUUAAUGGAGCCAUCCAUCAAAUCUUCGCGCGCAAUGCCAAUGAGCACCCGGACAGGCUCUGCGUGCUUGAAACCAAGGGCAUGCGAUCGCCCGAGCGUCAAUUCAACUACAAGCAGAUCAAUGAGAGUUCCAACCAACUAGCCCAUUAUCUUCUGAACAAUGGGUGCGAGCGCGGGGAUGUCGUUAUGAUCUACGCCUACCGAGGCGUUGAUUUAGUGGUUGCCUACAUGGGAGCUCUCAAGGCUGGCGCAACUGUUAGUGUGCUGGAUCCGCAAUAUCCCCACGAUCGUCAGAAGACCUUGUUGGAGGUCGCCAAUCCCCGAUUCAUCGUCCACAUCCAACGAGCCGCUGAGGAAUCUGGUCCGAUCGCCGAAACGGUCUCCCAAUUCAUCGCUUCGUCUUUGAGCAUCAAGGCUCAUGUCCCCGCGCUUAGGCUCCUCGACGAUGGCCAGCUCACCGGUGGUCUUGAUGCUGGUCAGGAUCAGGACUGUCUUCAGCCCUAUGAGAACCUCAAGCAGCAGCUGCCUGACGUUGCCAUUGGUCCUGACUCAGUCCCCACUCUCAGCUUUACCAGUGGCUCCGAAGGCAAGCCCAAGGGUGUCCAGGGUCGGCAUUUCUCCCUGACCUACUACACGCCUUGGAUGCAGGAGAGAUUUGGUCUCUCGAAGGAUGACAAGUUCACAAUGCUGUCUGGCAUUGCCCACGACCCAAUUCAACGCGACAUCUUUACGCCCCUCUACCUCGGCGCUCAGAUUGUUGUGCCGCACCGCGACAGCAUCGGACACGAGCUUUUGGCUGAAUGGAUGAAGGAGUACCGCGUGACCGUCACCCAUCUCACACCUGCGAUGGGCCAGAUCCUCGUCGGCGGCGCUACCGCUCAGUUCCCUUCGCUCCACCACGUAUUCUUUGUUGGGGAUCUUCUGACCAAGAAGGACUGCCGGAGACUGCAAGAAUUAGCCCCUCGCGCUUCGAUCGUCAACAUGUACGGAACUACGGAGACCUCCCGAGCUGUGUCGUAUUUCGCGAUCCCUAGUAAAUCCGAUCAGCCCGAAUACCUCGACGGCAUGCCGGAUAUCAUCCCUGUCGGCCAGGGCAUGCUCGACGUCCAACUUCUGGUCGUUGAUCGUAACGACAAAUCCCGUAUCUGCGAUAUUGGGGAACAAGGCGAGCUGUUCCUUCGAGCGGGAGGCCUUGCUGAGGGAUAUCUUGGCGAUGACCCCGUCAUUCAGAAACUCAAUGAAUCUAAAUUCUUGACGAACUGGUUUGUUGAUCCUGCAGUGUGGACUCGCCAAUACGAGCGCAUUGCCGCAGAGUCUCCGAAGCCUUGGAUGGAGCUCUACAAGGGACCGCGGGAUCGGAUUUACCGAACCGGUGAUCUCGGUCGGUUCCGUGCCGAUGGUGCUGUGGAAUGCACUGGUCGAGUUGACAACCAGGUCAAGAUUCGCGGGUUCAGAAUUGAACUGGGCGAGAUUGACACUCAUUUAUCCCAUCAUCCUUUCAUCCGUGAGAAUGUCACCCUGGUCCGGAGAGAUAAGGACGAGGAACCGACUCUGGUGAGCUAUAUUGUGCCAGAGGCGAAGCGAUGGUUCCAGCAGCUCGCGGAAGACGGGAUCCUGCCUUCUGAGCCGGAGUCAUCCUCGGAGGAUGAAUCGCUGGUUGCUAUGCUUAAGAAGUUCCGCUCGUUGUCGGAGGACUGCAAGAAGUUCCUGAAGACCAAGGUGCCUAACUACGCUGUACCGACGAUGUUCAUCCCUCUUGCUCGCAUGCCUCUGAACCCGAACGGCAAGAUCGACAAGCCUGCCCUUCCUUUCCCGAGCACCAGUGAUCUCGCCCUUUUGAACAGAAGGGCGUCAAGGAGCUCUUCGAUGCAAGCAAACCUCACUGAAACCCAACAGAAGGUGGCGGCGAUCUGGGCAGGAGUCCUGCCAAACAUUACCGCGCGGAUGCUCACUCCCAAGUCCAACUUCUUCGAGGAGGGCGGACACUCGAUCCUUGCGCAGCAAAUGCUGUUCAAGGUUCGACGGGAGUGGAAAGACAUCGAUAUCCCCAUGAGCGCCAUCUUCCAGUCGCAGACUUUGGAGGCAUUCGCUACGGAAAUCGAAAACGCCCAGGAUCCUACUGGUCUCCGACUUGACCAGAACGUCCACGAGAGCUCGACCAUGGUGGACGAAGCGUACUCGGCUGAUGCCCGCGAUCUUGCUGGAAAGCUCCCAGCUAGCAUUCCCAAGUCGGUCAGCUCCGGAACUGCCGGGACGACUUUCCUCACCGGCGCCACGGGAUUCCUCGGUUCCUACAUCCUCCACACCCUCCUCGAAACCAACAAAGAAGCCCGUGUCAUCGCUCACGUGCGGUGCAAGGAUGCUGCAUCCGGGCUCCAGCGUCUCAGGGGCAUUGCCGAGACCUACGGGCUUUGGCGCGAGGAUUGGAGCGGCCGGGUAGAGGUCGUUCGCGGCGACAUCUCCAAGCCCCAGCUUGGCAUGAUCUCAGAGGACUGGGACCGCGUUACCAAAGAAGCGGAUUAUGUCAUUCACAACGGCGCGCAAGUGAACUGGAUGCUUCCGUACUCCAGCUUGCGCUCGGCCAACGUCCUGAGCACCAUGGAGUGUGUGACUCUCUGCACCAGCGGCAAGCCCAAGCGCCUGGCAUUCGUCAGCUCCACCUCGACUUUGGAUACCGAGCACUAUGUCAAUCUCUCACAGCAGAGCGUCGCGUCCGGUGGAUCGGGUGUCCAAGAGACAGACGACCUGCAGGGCAGUGCUAAGGGCCUGGGCACAGGGUACGGCCAAUCGAAGUGGGCCAGCGAGUACAUCGUCCGCGAGGCUGGCCGGCGUGGCCUGGACGGCGUUGUCGUUCGCCCCGGUUACAUCACGGGAGACCCGCAGUCGGGCUUCUCGGUCACCGACGAUUUCCUCUUGCGUCUGUGGAAGGGCUGCAUCCAGGUCCAGGCCCGCCCGGACAUCCCAGGCAACACAGUCAACCAGGUCCCCGUCACGCACGUCAGUCGCGUCGUGGUCGCCUCGGUGCUCUACCCGCCCGUCGAGCCCCUGGGAGUCGUGCAGGUCACUAGCCACCCGCGCCUGACCACCAACGAGUUUCUCGGGUCCCUCGAGACCUACGGCUACAACGUGCCGCAGGUCCCCUACCGCGAGUGGUGCUCUCUGCUGCAGGAAUACGUCGCCGACGAGAGCAACACCGGACCCAAGGAGCUCGCACUCCUUCCGCUCUUCCACUUCGUCGUCGGCGAUCUGCCGUCGAACUCUCUUGCCCCUGAACUCGAUGACACCAAUGCCGACGCCUCGUUACGUGCUUUUGGCGCCGCGCCGGAGAAACUGAGCGAUCGUGCUGUUACCACGGAGAUCAUUGGCAAGUAUCUUGCCUUCUUGAUCGCCACUGGCUUCGUGCCUAGCCCUUCCACUCCGGGCGCCAAGGCUAUCCCUGAAGUGGAUACCCAAAGGUUGCAAGCUAUGGGAAGCCUUGGUGGACGGUCAUCCAAGUAGGUUCUAUAUGAAGAAAACGAGUGUAUUGUACUUGGCAGAUAGCGCGGUGUUGCGUACAACCUGGCCUGAUUGGUAGAUAUAGUUUGCUUGAAUAGAAAAGCGUUAGAUUGUUUAU
Aspergillus candidus is the source of this 3691-nucleotide messenger RNA. It is a transcript of the gene aarA, whose product is annotated as L-aminoadipate-semialdehyde dehydrogenase. Gene Ontology annotation, molecular function: L-aminoadipate-semialdehyde dehydrogenase [NAD(P)+] activity. The transcript has 3 exons. Gene Ontology annotation, biological process: L-lysine biosynthetic process. The record is from RefSeq and is a predicted model, not a curated record. NCBI's taxonomy places the organism in Eukaryota, Fungi, Ascomycota, Eurotiomycetes, Eurotiales, Aspergillaceae. Bases 19 to 3576 code for a protein of 1185 amino acids.